This is a messenger RNA of Pecten maximus, 1458 nucleotides long. Its product is annotated as paraneoplastic antigen Ma3-like. Lineage: Eukaryota; Metazoa; Mollusca; Bivalvia; Pectinida; Pectinidae. Gene Ontology annotation, molecular function: zinc ion binding; nucleic acid binding. The coding region runs from base 1 to 1458 and encodes 485 amino acids. The record is from RefSeq and is a predicted model, not a curated record. The transcript has a single exon.
AUGACAGAUAGAUUAAUUGGCCUUACGGGUCCCAGUUCGUUUGGAAGUUAUGUUGAUAAGCGCCCAUUCACACUGGCAACAGCAUUUCCCCUAACAAACACGACAUCAUCUGUUGUCACCACAAUGUCAACUAGAACUACAAUGUCCCAGGGUAGGGGUGAUAUUUGGCAUUCUCACAGGAGAGUUCCCUUACAAGGUUUCGGGGAAAACUGUAACUUAAACCCCUUUGCUGAAACAUUUGAGGUUAGGGACAACAGUUAUCAAGCACUAGGAAUAGGGGCCAGGCCUAAGUUGAGUAACCCUCUGUCAAAUGAAGGUAAUUUUAGAGAAAUACCUACAAAGUCAGUUAAUUUUGAGGCUGUGGAACAUGGCAAUCGGGGUACAUUUGAUAAUGACCUACAUAUGCAGGAUGUCUUUGGUGUAGUUGACACCCCGUUACAAGGACAGGAAUCGGUAGGGUUUGAGUGGGGUCCUAUCAUGCCGAGCGCUAUCCAGACUAGUACACCAAAGGUUGUAGAUAACCCGAUAGGAAAUGGCAAUACCGGAAAGGUAGAUGAAUUUCAUAAACUUCCGGAUAGGCUUCCGUCAGUAGGAAAUGUAACGCAGCCAUUCUCUCGACAUAGGAAACAAAAAGACCCUCAGACCUAUGAUGGGUCGACAGACUUCAAUGAUUACAUCAUACAUUUUGAGCAGGUUUCUAACUGGAACCAUUGGGGUAACUAUGAGAAAGCCCAGCAGCUAGCCAUGAGUCUUAGAGGGGCGGCACAGAAAAUUCUAGCUGACCUGACCAUGUCCCAGUUAGGCAAUUACGCGCAAAUUAAAGAUAUUUUAGCGGAAAGGUUCGCGCCUCCCGGGAGAGAAAAUGCCUAUAGGUGUCAGCUGAAAAACAGAUCUUACAAAGAGAAAGAAAGCAUAAACUCAUAUGGAUUAGAAUCGAGACGGCUUGCUGCGCUGUCAUUUCCGGAUAUGUCUCCGAAGGCUCGCGAAGUAAACAUCAUAGAUCAGUUCAUCCAUGGGCUCCGAAGCCACGAAAUGAAAAAGCAUGUUCAGUUCAAACAUCCAACUACUCUUGAGGCAGCUAUAACGCUGGCUAUUGAAUUCGAGGCUUUUGAAAACGAACAGGCUUUGACCAUCAAAAAGCCAAAAGCGUACGUUGACUCGAUUGAACAAGCACCGGUUUUAGGUGUAAAACACGAGGCAAAUAACAUGCAAGAUUUAGCUCAGUUGCUUUUGGACGGAUUAAAGGACAUCAAGGAAGAAUUUCAGAAAGCAAAUAGAGGCAGAAAUUCCUCUGGCUUUAACCGACAAGGUCGUGGCCGUGGAAAUGAUAGGAAUCGCGGGAACAGGCCUAUGAAUGGGACUUGUUUCAACUGUGGUGAGUCGGGACAUUAUGCGAGGGAGUGUCCAAAUCCGAGACGGAUAGAAAAUAGACAAGAAGCGACCGAACAAAAAAACUAG